Aedes albopictus (Asian tiger mosquito) is the source of this 10447-nucleotide messenger RNA. RefSeq lists its product as uncharacterized. The record is from RefSeq and is a predicted model, not a curated record. Gene Ontology annotation, molecular function: zinc ion binding. Gene Ontology annotation, cellular component: Cul2-RING ubiquitin ligase complex. The coding region runs from base 1608 to 8078 and encodes 2156 amino acids. The transcript has 10 exons. Lineage: Eukaryota; Metazoa; Arthropoda; Insecta; Diptera; Culicidae.
AAUAGAAGUUUGAUACAAUUUAUAGAAUAUUACCAAAUCUGGAUACCCAGAACAAAAACAAUUGUCAAAAUUUAUUGUCAUUUUGUCAUAGUGUUUCAGUUAAUUUGGAAUUUGCCGUAAAUGUUCAAAUAUAUACGCGUAACGGUCUGUCCAAAUUAACUGAAAUACUCUCAGUGACCUCAAAAACAUCGUUGAAAACAUUAGCUCACACCUGUACUGUGUUCAACGUAUCAGACGAAGGAUUACGGGCCUUGCUCUCCACAGUUUGCUGCACAUUACCUAACCACACGGCAUCACGGCUGGUUGAUGGCACCACUGACAUAAAAUACGUAUGGUACUCCUAAAAACACCACACAUACGAAGUCUUGGUCCAGGAAAAGCUUUUUUGAAAUGUUUUUCUUCCAUUUCUACUUCCAUCCAACCAAGGAUGUUAUAUUGUGUUGGAUCGUUGCCGAGCGGUAUAGAAUGGUUCCAAAUUGGAAAUUUAAUGCGAGCCGAGAGGUAUAAAGAGAAGAAUAAAUUUACCAACACAUAGGGAGGUGAAAUUGGAUUCAGAAACGGCUUUUGUGAUCCAUCGACAAGGUUCUUAUGCCUUAUAAAAGGGAAAAACGGGAGAGAAGAACUCUCACUGCAGCAAUGUCUGCGUGAGUGAGAAAUCUUUAUUACCACAUUGUGAGCAUAAAAAGUGCAUGUGCUCUGGGCUGGGGUAACAGAUAGGGUAGCAACGAGACACUGGUUGGGCGGCCCAGGCUCAUAAAACAUGUGUUUAAUGCGAUGGCUUAAAACCGAGGAAGCACAUGCAACAUGAGCCAAGUGGGGUUCACAGCAGCAGAACGCGCCUGGUCAGACCUGCGAUAUAGCACAGGAAGAUGCUCUGCACCACACCGACAAGAAACGCCGAAGCUGAGGAACAAACAGGUUACACUAAAAACACAAAUUCAUUGUAAUUGAAUCAUCUAUAUUCGGAUCAACUGACACGAACCGACUGCGACAGGGGAGCUCAUCUACGACCACACCGAGGGGGUCCAUCAUUGAGUAACAUUUUUAGCUUGUGUUUGCUGCUUAAAAAACAUCCAUCCACCGUAACGUGUGAGAGGAGCAGGAGAGUGAGCACCGCAUGGCAUCCAUCCAGUUCCACCAAACGAUGUGACCGGACUGAAGGCAGGGGUAUGAAAAAGCAUUAGACGGCGACGAAGGCCCCCUUAGGUCGUCUCGGAUGCACGUAGACAGGGCAGGGUAUGCAAGGCAACAUAACAACUGCUGAACCGAAUCCCCCGUGAAGAGGAGGAAGUUGAAAUUAUCAUCUCUCAACCUACCGAGCGAGAAUCGCUUGCUUCUCUCGGCUUAACGAUGUCGAAUGCGGAGCUACAUCAAACGAACAACUCAAAGGUGCAGCAGUCUCAUUUGAGCAACCAUUCAGUGUAGAGCGCAUUUGCUCUUCGUCCACAAAGUGAAGUGUAAUUAAUCAUUUAAAUUGCGAUCAUAUUAGCAUUGAUUUCCUCAUCUCGAAAGAAGCCUAACGGCCAUGGAACGUUAAAGUGUGGCUAACUUGGUCAUCACGGUCUUGAACUAAGUUAUCUAGUGUAGGAAACAGGAUUAUCAAAGUGAUGAUCAACCGAAACAUGCUCUGCUGCGACAAACCGCUGUCCUCUGGUGGCGUGCAGUGUAACCGAUCCGCGAGAGUGGGCCCUGGUGGACCAUUAAGGCAACCGGAUAGUUUGCUGGACACGACAGCCCGAAUCGUAGCGCAAAAUGAACCGUUUCAAAAAAUCGAAGAACGCUAUGAUCGAAUACCUGAGCCUGUGCAGAGGAGGAUUAUUUUCUGGUCAUUUCCACGGAAUGAGAAGGAUAUCUGCAUGUACAGUUCACUAUCCAGGGUGUCCUCCAUAAAUUCCGUCGAGCCUCAAAGCUUAAGCUUUUGCGCCGGUUUGAAACUUGUGGAGUCCGGAUGUGUUGAAGAUGUACUGCAAGUUGGAUUUCAUCUCAGCGGGAUUGUGUGGACGUAUCCGCCAAAUCCCACUCAGCGGCAGUCAUCUUCAUCUGGGUCAACAUCAGCAUCCAGUGGAAAUCGUCAUGACAUCCCGUACCAAUUCCCCGGCAUUAAUAAUAGUCACCAGCACAACUAUAUUGGAAACAAUAAUCAUCACCAUAAUCCACAUAAUCAUCGGCCUUUGACUCCCCCGCCUUUACACCAGGCACCGUUAGCCCCAGGGCCUCCCAUGCCACCAGGUGGGCCGGUUAUGUUUCCGCCACCCCCGGGAAUUGCACAACCAGUACCACCACAAUAUAACAAUAAUCCAAAUAUUGAUCGUGAUGGAUUUAACAAUAUUUCAACCUCGUCAUCUUCAGGCCAGGCCAACAUGGAAGAGAACAAAAAAUUCAAAGUGUCAGUCAGCUUUGAUAGAUGUAAAAUCACAUCAGUGACGUGCAGCUGCGAUACGAAGGACAUAUUCUGGUGUCAUCAUGUGGUAGCAUUAGCUCUUUAUAGGAUUCGCAACGCAGAUACAGUCAAACUCAGAGUUCCUAUUUCAGAAACGCUACUACAAAUGAACCGUCAACAACUACAAAAGUUUAUUCAAUAUCUGAUCUCAGAACAUCAUACGGAAGUGUUACCAACCGCUCAAAGGUUGGCUGAUGAAAUCCUACAGCAAAGAUCGGAAAUUAAUUCGAUAUGCGGAGCUCCUGACCCCACUGCUGGGGCUUCCAAGGACGACGAUCAUUCAUGGCAUUUGGACGAGACUCAAGUUUGUGAAGCUGUCAAAACGUACCUCGGUCAGGGCAGUUACUAUUACAGUAGCAAACACUUGAAUUCGUUGUUCGGGAAAGUGCGGGAAAUGCUGCGCGCACAGGAUUCGAAUGGGGCAAGAAUGCUAACGCUCAUAACGGAACAAUUUCUCAACGACCCCAGAUUAGUAUUGUGGAAAAACCAUGGAACACCAAUGACUGAAAAGUGUCGCCAACUGUGGGAUCAACUAGGAGCACUAUGGGUUUGCAUAGUACUAAACCCAAAAUCCACCCAUGCAGAGCGACUCCAUUGGAAAGCACUUUUAGAAAAAUGGUCGAAAAGCGAAGUGUGCCCGCAAGAAGAUCCAGAUCUAAGAACUUCUACGAGGGAAAGCAUUCGAGAGCGUUCGAAUCGCGAACGAGAACGAGACCGGAAUCGGUUCUUUCGGGAAAACAAUCUACGGAACAUGAUGUACUAUAACCAGAAUAAUGUUCACCCGAAUGAUCAUCACAGGAAUUAUAACGACAGAAAUAUAAACAACCGAGGCAAUAACAAUAUAGAAGGCCAAAACAACGGCCAAAAUGAUAACUAUGAUAGCUCAGAAUCGGAUUCCGAUUCUGAUGAAGAAAUGGAAGAGAAUAAUGAAGCAGAGAAUGGUGAAGGAGGAAACAAUGUAGAUCCUAAUGUAGCCAAUCCAGCUAAUCCAGACCAUAUGGAGGAGGAUGUCGAUCAGGUUCAUAACAUACUGCAAGACAUAAAUUUUGGAGUUAAUGGUGAAGUAAGCAAACCUGACGAUAAUGACUACAUCAACUUGAAUCUAAUAAGCGAGAAUAGUAACCUCAACCCGAUUCUCCCGGAAAACGAUGAUAGUUCUAGAGAGUCUAUGGACGGUGAUAACGAUGCCCCGAUGCCCGGACCAAGUGGAAUUUCAGCAAAUAAAGCUAUCAAACAGGACAACUUUUUCCGAAGUAAUCCUUGUAUCUGUGGCGAGGAAAAAUGCGAGUGCAAUCGUCCAGUCUUCUUUGAUGAAAUCAAACCUGGCAAAUUCUUCGAUUGCGAAGCUUCAAACUUUAUGGUAACAGAGGAUGCCAAUCAGGGCUGUGAGCCACUGAAAGUCAAUGAACAUGAAAUAUCUACUGUUGAACUUGAGACUGGUGAGGAUAAAAAUGAAAAACACUGUGAUAUUUUAGAAAAAAAUAAUUUAGGUUCAUUUGAAGAUCUUGCCGUGCCUGGACCUUCAGGAUUGUCAAGAUUGUCUCUUGUUCCGGUCUCAACCGCACCGUCGACAUCCGCAUCUUCAAUGGAUUGCAAAUGUCACAACGAUACAGAUGCCAUGGCCGGUGCAUGUACUAGCAAUAAUACAACAGGCAGUUGCAAUAGUAAUGCCGAAAAAUCCGACAAGUCUGAUAACCUCACUGAAACUAGUCAAUCCAAUGAAGAGAGACAAUCGUCGGCCUUGAGAGAUAAUGAAGCCAAUAAAGUAAACCAAAACGAAGCGGAAUCAGAUGAUCCUCAGCCAGGCCCUUCUCGUGCAGCUGAUUACAGCGCAAAACGUCCACAACCUGUAGCAAACGAUCGCAAUAAUGAUAAUAAUGGGCGGCAUUGCAAACGUCUCAAAUUGAACAACGGAAAUUGGGUUGGAAAAAAUGUCAACAAAACUCCACGUACUAUCUUUCAUAAAGCAUUAGAUGCUGUGAAUAUGACUUGGGAUAAUGAUCAUUUGAAAUUCAUUCUGGAGUCCGAUAGUUAUUCUAUUUCGAGCCAAAAUUCAGUACAAAUUGCUGGAUCAAGUAAAUCGUUCAGCAAUAGCCCAAGUGCAAAGUCGAACUUCAAUGCAGUUGGACAGCCACUAUGGCAUGAGCAAAUAUCAAUGACUGCAGCCCGAAUUGAUUCGUUACGUUCACAUGGUCACAUAGAAGCAGCGUUGAGACUCUCCGUUAGUGUUGUGAGAACAAUGAGAGAAAUUCAGAGGGAUGCCCAAGCCUUGUGGCAUCGUCAUAAACCAAAGAUCGCUGAAGUUAAAAUAGUUGAACCGGUAUGUAGCUGCCAAAGUACUCCAGUAGCUACGGCUGCUUCAUCAACGUCCACGAUGGGAUCACGAAGUAAGGAUAGCACUUCACAACAAAUGCCUCCACCUCCUGUCCCUGGACCACCCGCGAGUUCUUCUUCAGCGUCCAGUAGUAACAAGGUUUGUAACUGUCCUGCUCAUCAGCAACAUUUGCCAGUUCCUCCGCCGCCACCACCACCACCACCCCAUCAGCAAUUCCAGCAGCAUCCACAAAUUAAAAAAGACUGUUCGAAGUGUCUACAAAUAAAGUGCUACUAUGAGUCUGUUGGAUCAACAGGGCAUGGAUCAAAUUCGUCGAAACAUAACUACUACAAUAAUAUGAUCAGGAACAGUCGUGGUGGUAUGAUAUGCCAUUCAGCAAAAUGCAAUCCCUUUAUUCCGCCACAAGCUGAGAUGUUCCGUAAUCCACAGCCACAUUGCAGCCGAGAUUAUCGAUAUAUGAAAUUCAGUAUGCCUCCCACGCAACAGCAUCCUCAUAUGCAUCAUAAUCAUCAUCAUCACCACCAUCAGCAUCAGGGAGUACCACCAGCAUUGUUGGGUCCACCUCAAGGACCGCAUCAUAUGCACCCAAGUGGCCAUCCAAUGCCACCACUCCCUGCUAUGAUGCCACCUCAGCAUGUAUCAAAUGAACAUCCCCCGAUGCCACCAAAGUGUAAUUGCCCAGUGCAUAAAGAUGAACGUAACGAUCCACUGCCAUCUUCUGGAUCGUCCAAUAUGGGCCCUCCAGUAAAUGGGCCCGUACCUGGGCCGUCAUCUUCGUCAUCAGGACUACCGCCUCCUCAACCACCGCCUCCCUUGGCCCCAUUUCAUCCGCAAGAGGUGCUUCAAAAGUCCCAUAUGGCAUGCUCGCAGCACGACAAAAAUCAGUGCUGUAUUAAAAAUAUAUGCUGUAAAAUGAUCGCACAAGCAAAGCAUUUAGAAAAGCAAUACCCUAUGGGACCUAACGGACCAGCCGGGCCAGUUGCUCCUGGGCAAUAUAUGCCCUCACCAUGUAACUGUGGAAUGCAUUCAAAUCCACAUGGAAUGUACGGUGGUCCAGUUUACAAUAACAGUGGUCCAACUCAUGCCAUUCAAGCCGGACCAAGCACUUCUCGUUGUGCGAUGAAGUCAUACGACCGAAAUCAUGCAGCUUCCUAUCCUGAAUGUGACGCAAAUGGAGCGGCUGCAUGUUCAUCAAAAUCUAUUCCAAAAAGUACUCAAUCAAACGCCAUGCAACAUUGCAAUGCGGAAGCGCCGGGACCAUCAACUGCUAUCCCAUUAUCUACGUCCUCGACUGUUCCUAUUAAAAUCCAUCAGCCAGACUGUGCACUCAAUAAGAAACCCAUAGAUUGCAACAAUAGUUCAAAGACAAAAGCAAAUGCCACCAACACUUCCUCGAAAGCUUCAUCAGUGUUGGAUCCGAUCAAAAUCAAUCGAAAACCAAACUGUUUAUCGAAAUGCAUUGAUUGUAGCAUCGGUUGUGAGGUAGAGUUCCCCCUAGAUGCGAUAGCAUGCAUUUUCGAUUGCCUAACAGAAGCAUGCAUAAUGCCAGAAGCGAUGGUUAACGAAAUGAGCCGCAUGGCCUACGAAAUUGGCGCAAACGGAAACGGUCAAAACAACGCGGCUCCAGAGGAUGUUAACAUUAUUCCACCCAAGUAUCGGCACAUUCCGGUCCCAGGAAGCAAGGAUAAAUAUGAAACAUACCUAACGUUAGCAUUUGAGGCCGCAAUCCUAGCUUUAAGCAAACAGCGCAUAAUGCCACAUGGUUUGUAUGCACAACAUGUAAUAUGCAAACAACAGGAUCAGUUGAUCUCUCGCUUGAGAAAUAUCGAUCUCGACCAAAUGCUGAUUGAUGUUUUGAAGAAUCUUAGUAUUCAGUUAUUGGACGGUGGUCCUACCAGCGGUCUUGGAGAGAUGAUCCAUCCGGAGUCAGUUCCUAUGCAUACACUGGCCAGAUUUCUGUUUGCCUCCCUACUAAAUCAGUAUUCGGAUUUGGCCUUCAGCAUCGGAUUACGCGCGAUGCGUUUCCCCAUUCUCGAAAAUAUUACCGAAGGGUCGGUCAAUGGGAUUGAGAUGCAACACAAUAACUUUAUGCAUUCGCCUUAUCCGCGAUGGUGGACACUGGGACAUCUAGAGACGCAGCAAUGCUCACUUAGUUCAACUAUGCUGAGUGCCGCCAAGGGAGAUACCAAGCGGCUCUCGGCAGUAUUGGAGAAUGCUCGACGAAACAUCCACAGCUCGUCGCAUCUGUUCAAGCUGGCACAAGAUGCAUUUCGAUUCGCAACCCCUGAGAAUGGUCCCCGUAGUCAAACACUGUUGGGCGUGGCGUUCGAGCUAGGGCUUCAAGUGAUGCGUAUGACAUUGACAUGUUUGAAUUGGCGUCGCAGAGAGAUGGUGCGAUGGCUUGUAACAUGUGCUUCGCACGUGGGAUUGGAGGCAUUGAUGUCGAUCAUGCAAAAUUGGUAUCAUCUCUUCACACCAACAGAAGCGACAGGGCCUGUUGCCACAACAAUCAUGUCACACUCCACGAUUAUGAGGUUAAAUUUAAAUUUUCGACAGCAGGAUGAAUUGUCAAACUGCGCACGUACAUUAGCUCUUCAAUGUGCCACUAAAGAUCCACCAAAUUGUGCUCUGAAUGCAUUAACCUUGUGUGAAAACGAUGCGAUGGCCUUCGAAACAGCCUAUCAUAUUGUCAUUGACGCUGCUACCCACAUUAUGACUUCUAGCCAGUUAUUUACUAUCGCUAGGUACAUGGAACACAGAGGCUAUCCAUCUCGUGCGUACAAUUUGGCAAUGCUAGCAAUGAAAAAUGUACAAUUGGCAUACAACCAAGAUACCCAUCCUGCCAUAAACGAUAUCCACUGGGCAUGUGCAUUGUCACAUUCUUUGGGCAAAACCGAGUUGUCCAAGAUGAUUCCAUUGGUGAUAAAGAACGUGCAAUGUGCCACCGUUCUUUCGGACAUCCUACGUCGCUGUAGUGUCCCUACUCCAGGAAUGCAUAACUUCAGUACACACGGUAAUAAUAUGCGACAGUGCAUGAAGUUAAGCUACGACAGGGAACCGCUUAACCACCUUCUGGAAGCAGCUGUUUCCGCCUACGUAAACACUACUCACUCAAGGUUGUCCCAUAUAUCGCCAAGGCAUUAUAGUGACUUUAUAGAUUUUCUUAGCAAGGCCAGAGAUACGUUCAUGCUAGCUCGUGACGGACCUGCACAUUUCUCUCGUCUGAUCGAAAAUAUCACGAUUGCGUACAAAGGCAAGAAAAAAUUAGUUCGUCAGGUUAGGCAAAGAUUUCAGUUUGUCUAAAGCAGAUGAAUCAUACGCAUUACAUUAUGUAAAACUAAUGCACUGAACAAGAAAAAAAAAAGACAAAGCUAACUCAAAAUAACAUAAUAAAAAUCAUAGAUAGAAUAACAAAUUAUUAAGAAAAUUAUAGUUCUAAAUUCUAAUUUGUUUCUUUUUGGGACGUGUUAUUCACAUAGUAACUCACAGUAUUAAUCACAGUAAUAGUGUUCUUCCACUUUUGUUUACAAGAUUUUUGUUGUGGUUGCCUGUUUUGACCUUCUUUUUUAGGUUGUCGGGAUAGACUUAUCCCAUAUUUGCCGUUAGGUUUUGUUUUAUUCAUUCAUAAUUUUGCUAAGCAAAAAUAUAUGGAACGUGCAAAAGCUGUUAUUGUGCGAGUAAACUGCGCUCUAAAACGGGAAAUGACAAAAUUCUUUAUUAAUAAAAACAGAUACUGUAGCGAAGUGAUGUGUAGAAUAGACCAAUAAGCUUAGGCCAUGACUUCCAUUUUAUAACUAAUGCAAGCAUAAUACAGAAAUGACAUUAACUACUUACAUACUAUUAUAGCAAGUGUAAUAAAAUAUAUAUAGAAAAUUAUCGAAACAAAUCAAUAGCUUACAAGAAAUAAUCAAAUAUUAAAAUUAAGAAAUGAGUUACUAUUGCUACCAAACCAACUGAUAUGUGCGGAUACUUUUAUCAUAAGGUAAACAUAUGUACGAACUGAUCGCCGAAAGGUCCUAGUAGAUAAACGACAAAACAUUAUGAUAGGGAAAUGUAAUCACCAAAAUUCGGUAUCUCAGUAAUAAUUGCUAAUAUAUUAGCCAAGCCAGAUGUUCUGUGUUUAUAUUUUUUAAGAUUUUCAAUAAAACUUGUGCCACCAUAUCUGUGCCGAAUAAUUGACUUUGAAAGAUUUCAGUUUGAAUGAAAGACAAAGUACAUUUAGUAUAAUUUCGCCAAUUUAGUUAAAAUACCUCAACUAUUUAUGUAAAUUGAUUACUAGAUAAAUUUACAAAAUUGUACUUUAGUUCACCUUGUACUAUUUAACGCUGAAAUAAUAAAAAAUAAAAAAAAACACGCAGAUAUCGAGAGCAUGGAACUAAACAUGAGUAGGAAUAGAAUCAAAUUUAACAUAAUUACCUGUACGCAGAAAUAGCAGCCUACAUAAAGCAAAACAUUGAAUGAAAUACAAAACCUGUUCAAAGAACGCUGGAAUAAUAAUUUCAGCGCAUUACAUCAUUCACAAACAACAUAUGCAAAUAUUUACUGCCAAACAGACAAACUAAUCAAAUGAAGAUACCGAUUACAAAAUAAAAUAGUUUGAACCACUGUAAUUUAACAAAUAAAAUCCAUAAAUAAUCAUGUCAGUAUUUCUAUCUAAAUCUAAGAGGAGAUAAUUGACCAUGCAUGAGCGUUCCGCUCAGUACAAUGCUUUAUCAUUUUUAAGUCAAAUGUAUGACUAAAUGGCUCAAGACAUCGCAUUUACUUUCGCCAAUACUGAUGAUCGAUUUGUGUUUCAUUCUAAGCCUUUAAGGCGAAACUGGAAGCAUUUCCUCAUUUUUUUGGUUUUUGAUUUUUUAUUAAAUAACGAAGCAAUAUUUUUAAAAUCGGUUUUCGUGCACAUGUAGAGUAUCGAUCAGGGUAUCUUCUGAUUUUUUUUUUUGCGACAGAAAAUGUUUUUCGUUUUUUCAGAAUCCAUUUUUUAGUGAAAUUUUGUUCAAAAAUGAUUUCUGCAAAAACGAAAAACAUUUUCUACCGCGUAAAAAAUUCAGAAGAUACCCUGAUCCAUACUCUACAUGUGCACGAAAACCAAUUUUGAAAAUAUUGCUUCGUUAUUUUAUAAAAAAUCAAGAACCAAAAAGUGAGGAAAUGGAUCCAGUUUUGCCUUAACCCUUUCCUUCCCACGACUUUAGCGACUAUUUCUAUGCCAAGAAAGCAUUUUCGAAAAAAGUGCUUGAACAAAAAUUAUUGCAAAUUGGCUAAAUAUUUCAAAAUCAACAAAAAAAAAAAUAGUUGUUGUAAACCAAUAGUAUUUUGAUUGUUUCUCAAUAGUUGCACUAUUGAAACAAGUGAUUGGAAAUUGGUUUAUGUAGGUGGAAGUAGAAACGGUUUCUUGAGCAUAAUAAGUCAUGCGAACUAGUAUAUCAAAGCUACUGACCAUUUCCGGAACGUCAUUAAUUGUGGAUACACUUAAACGAAAGUUCUUUUUUGUUAUAUUGUUAUGUUCCCCUUACCUACAUUUGGCAACAAACCCCAUUUUUUCAAUAUUUUGUUAAGACGCGAGUUUUAUCUCAGGUACUGUAAAGUUUAAUUAACAAACAAAAUAACAUGUCGGCAGACAAAUUAAUGCGACAAACCUAAUUAUAUAAAUAUACGAAUACAUAUGAUAAAAUGCA